Molecule: messenger RNA, 6072 nt
Organism: Ahaetulla prasina
Lineage: Eukaryota; Metazoa; Chordata; Lepidosauria; Squamata; Colubridae
Gene: SLC5A11
Product: solute carrier family 5 member 11
Exons: 16
Coding region: 193-2232 (679 amino acids)
Biological process (GO): transmembrane transport
Cellular component (GO): plasma membrane
Molecular function (GO): D-glucose:sodium symporter activity
Source: RefSeq, a predicted model, not a curated record
CUUCCUGCAAUUUUGCCAGCCUGAUUCCGGCACAAAGAAAGAACGAUAUCUCAACAACGAAAGCUUCUCACUGGAUCCCCAAAUCUUUGCAAAAUAUUGACUUUAGAGAAAGGCUCCCUCUUUUCCUCUAUCUAACUGAAGAUCCACGCACUGGGCAGACGAGGCAGCUGGCAGCCUGGGCGAACAGCACCGAUGGAGCCGAGCGGUACCAGCCCCCAGCCUCCAUCCCCCACCAGCCGGACUGCCUUCCCUCAGCGGACCUUGGAGACUGUUGAUAUUGUUGUCCUGGUUUUGUACUUCGUCUUUGUGUUGGCUGUGGGCCUGUGGUCAAUGUGGAAGACAAAACGAAGCACCGUCAAGGGUUACUUCCUAGCUGGAGGCGAGAUGGUCUGGUGGCCGGUGGGGGCCUCUCUGUUUGCCAGCAACGUGGGCAGUGGGCAUUUCAUCGGCUUGGCUGGCUCUGGUGCGGCCUCUGGAAUUGCUGCCACGGCCUACGAGUGGAACGGAAUGUUUUGUGUCCUGGUGCUGGCGUGGCUGUUUGUUCCCAUUUACCUUGCAAGUGGGGUUACAACCAUGCCAGAAUAUUUGCAGAGACGGUUUGGUGGCAAAAGGAUUCAGAUCUUCCUUGCAAUUCUCUACUUGUUUAUCUAUAUAUUCACCAAAAUUUCAGUUGAUAUGUAUGCUGGAGCUCUCUUCAUCCAACAGGCCUUGCACUGGGACCUCUACAUAGCAGUCAUUGGUUUGCUGGUCAUCACUGCAAUUUACACUGUGGCAGGUGGCCUGGCAGCAGUAAUCUACACGGACACCCUGCAGACGGUUAUCAUGUUGGCCGGCGCACUCACUCUGAUGGGCUUCAGCUUUGCCAAAGUCGGAGGCCUUGAGGAUCUGAAGAACAGAUACUUCAAAGCCAUCGCAAGCAACCACUAUGGAAACACCAGCUGCGGCUUGCCAAGGGAGGAUGCCUUCCACAUAUUUCGGGACCCUGUCACAUCCGACUUUCCCUGGCCAGGUAUCCUAGUGGGAAUGACCAUCCCAUCUCUGUGGUACUGGUGCACCGACCAGGUCAUUGUCCAAAGAUCCCUGGCGGCGAAGUCUCUCUCUCAUGCCAAGGGUGGUGCCCUGCUCGCCUCCUACUUGAAGAUCCUGCCCCUCUUCAUGAUGGUCUUGCCUGGCAUGAUCAGUCGCAUCCUCUUUCCAGAUCUAGUGGCCUGUGCUGAUCCCGACUCCUGUAAAGACAUCUGUGGCAAUCCAUCUGGAUGUUCAGAUAUUGCGUACCCCAAACUUGUCAUCGAGCUUCUGCCACUGGGACUAAGAGGGCUUAUGAUGUCGGUCAUGAUCGCAGCACUGAUGUCCUCUUUGACUUCCAUCUUCAACAGCGCAAGCACCAUUUUCACCAUGGACCUUUGGCGACAUCUUCGACCUCUGUCUUCUGAAUGGGAGCUCAUGAUUGUUGGCAGGGUGUUUGUUCUGCUCCUUGUCGUCAUUUCCAUUUUGUGGAUCCCGCUAGUGCAAGCCAGCCAGGGUGGACAGCUCUUCAUCUACAUCCAGACCAUCAGCUCUUACCUGCAGCCCCCGGUGGCCAUUGUGUUUAUCCUGGGAUGCUUUUGGAAGCGGACAAACGAGAAGGGGGCAUUUUGUGGUCUUUUGGUUGGCAUGGUGAUAGGCCUGAUCCGGAUGGUUUUGGAUUUCGUCUACCUGCAGCCAGGCUGUGGGGAGUCAGAUGACCGGCCAGCUGUGGUGAAAUACGUGCAUUAUCUCUACUUCUCCAUGAUCCUGGGGGUGGUCACGCUCAUCGUGGUGGUGGCUGUCAGCCUCUUGACGGAGCCCCCUCCGGAGGAAAUGAUCAGCCGCCUCACCUGGUUCACCCGCAAGGAUGUUCCCAAAAAAAAUGAUGUUCCAGUUGCAUCGUUAUCCAUUCCAGUGAAAGGAAUCCAUGAGGCUGGUCCUUCUCCUGCGGGGCAGCUGGAAAUCACGGAUGGCCCAGAAAACGCUUGCAAAAACGGUUCAGGUCCUUUGGACACAAAGAAGACGUCUAAAUUGAUGAGCCUCUUUUUGUGGGUUUGUGGGAUGGAAAGCAGAGAUAAGGACUCAUCCAGGAUGCCUGCUGAACCCAAAUCUGGAGUCACGUCCAAGGCUUCCCUUGAUGAACCACCUCUGGUGAAGCACAUCCUCAACAUCAACCUGAUCUUGUGCAUCAGCGCCGGGGUCUUCCUCUGGGCCUACUUUGCUUAGCCUCGGACCCUGCCAGCCAUUGCAGAGACACUCUUAGUCCUUUUGUGCUUGCACGCCUGGAGUUCAAGAACGAGAAGCAUCAAAGCAAAGACAAAGCGACGAUCUUGCACAUUGUACAUUGUUUGUAUCCCAUAGGAAAAAUGGUUGAAUUAUGUGAAGAAUUCUGCUUUGGCUGGGUCAGGGUAGCGAAGGGAAUCCUUUGUUAUAAACGUUGCACAUUCAGUGUGUGUAAAAACAAAAAAACAACAACCAGAAGGACUGCACUUUUGAUGUUUUAUUCCCCAUGGAUGCUCUGGACCAGAAUCAUAAACAAGCAGCAUUCCCGGGAUACAUGGAGCUAAAAAAAAAAGAAAAAAGCCAGUGAUGACAAAAAUGUAUUUUUCAUCAACUCGCCAUGUCUACUUGGAAUACGGAAAAAUAUUUGAUAAAAUCAGAUCUGGAUGGAAUUGCAAUGCAAAAUUCUCCUGCAAGUUGGCUUGACGGCAGAAACGUUAUUUGAAGAACAACAGUCUUGUGGCUAAGUUUUUCCUUAAAGUCACAGGGGCCUAAUGAUGGAUUUCGCCCUAAUUCUGUUUCUGAAGCUGUGUGUCUUCUGUUUGGCCACGUUGUGGACUUCUGGGGCUGCCUAUGGUGUAAGGAGCAAGGAAAAGCAUCAAGCCACCCCUCACUAGUGAUAAGCUGCUGUUCCCGGUUCAAACUGGUUCGGGUGAACUGGUAGUUGUGACCUGCGGGUGGGGUGGGCCCCCUGCCCACCUGCCUCGGCGCUAUGCCGUCCUAUUUCGCUGCGUUUUUUAAACUGUGUGCAUGCGUGCAAGUGCACGCACGAGCAAUGGCCAUGCGCAAACGUGCACACUCACAUUUUUGGUGCUGGGGCGAAUCGGUUGUUAAUUCAUGUGCCGCCCACCUCUGCCCCUCACCUAAUGUGGGGGACAAUGUUGCUGCAUUGUCAGGAUGGGAUCCAUUCCUUAGGCCAGUUCUUUUCAUGGACAUCUUCUCUGAGGAUACUUUGAGGAAUCUCAAAAAACCACCAAAAAAAGGAUUUGUAGGUACAACUAUAUCCCAAGGGCACUUUUGGUGGGCUGAUGCAAUUGACAUGAAGACCCCUUGCUCCGUUAGGCGGAGUGUCCCCUGGACUCGGCUGCCAGCACACUGUCCUGCAGGAGCCCCUAGAGUUCAAUGACCUAAGACAGGGGUCUGCAAACUUGGCUCUUUUAAGACUUGUGGACUUCAACUCCCAGAGUUCCUCAGCUGGCUGAGGAACUUUGGGAGUUGAAGUCCACAAGUCUUAAAAGAGCCAAGUUUGCAGACCCCUGACCUAAGAGCAUCUCCCAGAGCCAGCAAUCUCAGGGUCCCAUCUGGGCAGGAAGUCCAUUCCAACCUUAUGGCCCUCGUUCCUUUCAGCUGCUGGUCUAGACUGCUGCAGCAUGGUUGCAAUGAUAUAUGGGGUCAAACCUAAUACCAUGUUUCCCCAAAAAUACCACCUACUCAGUUUGAUAGCAAAAAAACAACAACAACAGACGCGCGCAAGUGAGGCGAGUCAGUGGAUGACAUCCAUUGCCUUUUUUUGUGGCAAAAAAUAUGUAAGACAGGGUCUUAUUUUCAGGGAAACACGGUAGUGUGUGAUUAAGAGUUGGUUUUUCCAAAUCCAGUCAUGUAAACCAUGGUGUGUGGCUAAGAGCAGAGUAUUGUUGAGAAUAGCAGCUUUCCUUAGCAGCGCACCAGACCUCAAGGGUCUCAGCCAGGGGUGAAAUCCUACCGGUUCGGACUGGUUCGGGCGAACCGCUAGGGAUUAUGGGCAUCAGUCCGCCAAACCGGUAGUAAUUACCCCUCCUUGGCCCCAUCCACACCCGCCCGGUCGCCGCUCACCUCUUCCGGCCACUCGAUAUGCCACAGAAUUCAAUCUUAAAUGCAGCAGAGAGAAUGCUAACUUUUCUCCCUCCAUUCACAGCGGAGCUGUUGCAGCUUGUCCCUUUUAAGGUAGUCCCCAGGAGGGAGGGGGAUGGGGGGGGAGCAGCGGGAAUGGAGCCGUUUUUGUGAAAGGCAGGAAAAUGGGGAAGGGAAUUUUCCUGCCUAUCAUCCAUUCCUCAACCUCAGCACAGACUGAGGGAAGGACGGUAAACAGGAAUAUUCCCCCUCCCCAUUUUCAUGCCAUUCGCGACAAGGAGUGGCUGGGAGGGGAGGGGCCGUUGAGGAGCGCCUCGAUGUGAGUGAUGUUGAAUUGGCCACGCCCACCCAAGUCACAUGACCCCACCACCAAGCCACGCCCACAGAACCGGUAGCGGAAUUUUUUUAAUUUCACCCCUGGUCUCGGCCACAAGGAGGGCCAAACGCCACUUCCAUUUGCUUACCGUUCAGGUGUGUUUGGCGCACAAAACAUUUUUUCCCAGGGGAAGGAAGUAAUGCCGAUGACAAACAGCAUGGGGCCCUGAUAAAAAUGUUCCAUAGGAAAGUGCGGGUGAAGCUGGAUCUUUAACCGGAAAUGAAGCUAUGGAGGCAGGAUGAGAAACCCAACGGCUUCCCCAUCACAUUCCUGCGGGCAGCGCCAGAACGGACUGUGGUUCCCUCAUGUUCAGCAGAGGACCUGUGGGCAGCGCCCUCUUCCUGGGUGCAAACAUGCAGACUGUAUUGUUUACAGCAACGGUCACCAACUGGUGGUCCGUGAACAACUGGUGGUCCACGAGAAAAUUUUGGUGGUCCGCAGAAAAAUUAGUUGCAUUUUUUAUAUUGCACUAAAUCAGGGGUCCUCAAACUACGGCCCCUGGGACGGAUGCAUGCAAUGAAUGUUUGUGUUGCUGCAGAGUCUUCCCCUUCAGGGUCUUUUUGUGUGGGUCAGAGAGGGGCAGAAAUUCUGACUUGGGGUCUGCUUCAGCCUCCUGGUGUGGGGCUUUGGGUGAAGGCUGGAGGGAAGUGCCGCUGGUGGCGAAGAGCCAGAGGACCUUGUUCCAAUGGGACUGCAUCAUGGCCUGGAACUGGCUGACCAUCUCAGCCUGCUGAGCCUCCAGGUGCCGGUACCUGGCCUUGCACUCCCGCAGGUCUUCCCUCUGCUUGGAAAGCCUAUGCUCCUAGUCCUCAGUGAGGUGCUUCUGCUGAGCCUCCUUCUCGGUCAGAUCCAAUUUGAACUGAGCUGUUUUGCCAACUCUUUCUCAUGGCGGCUGCUUAGCUCCAACUGCUUCCCGUUGGGGCCCUAAAGAGCCCGGGCAAGGAGGAGAAGUGGUUGGGAGGGGAGGGGUGAGUAGAGGUUGGCGAGGCACCCCUCGAUGUGAGUGACAUCGAGUUGGCCACGCCCAGCCAGUCACAUGACCACCUAGCCACGCCCACCCAGCCGGUCAUUAGGCAGAUCAUAUUAGUGGUCCGCGGGAUUUUAAAUUAGGAAUUUAGUGGUCCCUGAGCUCCGAAAGGUUGGGGACCCCUGGUUUACAGAAUACUUCGGGAGUAACGACAUGUUUUUCGUGGUGUUUAAAAAAAGAUCAACGUAUGUGUUGCUAUUUAUUAUUCUGAAGAGAGUGAGGGGCCUCUGCAGACAUGCAGCUCUACCCCUGGGCUCUGCUGUUUUCUUCUCGAGGCACCCAUGAGCCUACUUCAAGUCUAUGUUUACCAGAUGGAGACCACACCAUGCCAUUCUUUUUUCUUUUGGAGGAGCUUCAUAACAAUAAAUACAUACAGCUCAGUGGUGUGAUUAUUAUUAUUAUUUUUAAAAUGAGAUUAAAAAAUGGUUGGGAGAAGAGCUGCAGAAAACCAUGGACCAGAAAUUUAUAUAAAUCUUGCAUAGUUGAAAAUGCCUUUAUAAGGUGCACUUUCUUAUUGGAAAGAUUUCAGGUGUCAGUCAUUAUAUCCUGAUAA